Molecule: messenger RNA, 2826 nt
Organism: Diplodia corticola
Lineage: Eukaryota; Fungi; Ascomycota; Dothideomycetes; Botryosphaeriales; Botryosphaeriaceae
Product: ankyrin repeat-containing
Exons: 1
Coding region: 1-2826 (941 amino acids)
Source: RefSeq, a predicted model, not a curated record
AUGAUGGACUCAAACUGGACGGAAGUCAUUGACCUUUGGUCAUCCAAUAACGCACAAGUACGAGAGCAACAACAGUCGGCAAGAACUUCCUUCCUCAAAUCGAUUGGGACUCCGGCGCCUGAUGAGACCAACGCCUUGGAAGAGAGAAAAUGCGCCGCAAGAUCUUCCCCCAACGGAAACCACGGGUUUCAUCCAGACGGUGGGAAAUGGAUAGAAUCGCAGAUGCCUCCCUUGGAGCCAGACCGCUCGCUUUUUUGGGAUAUCGAGACCCGUGGUGCCGAGGCACGAACGUGUGCAAACGUCCAUUUAUACGAUCUCCACCCCCAGGACUAUCCGGAAACUCUAGUUGGUCAUGAAUACCAAGAUGGGACAAAAGAGCACGAGGAACAGUACCAGUGGGCGAAGGGAAACAUCACAUUUCUUGAACUGGUCCAAUAUUUUUGCCUCAAAACUCGCUUGAGAGAAUGCCGGUUCCCUCGUUGUCGCGCACAGAUGGCAAAGCUGGAGAAGGCUAUGCCGGUCUGUGAAAAAUGGAAAAGCUUCCGCAAGUGGGCUCUCGGUGCGGCCUCUUGUCAGCUCUCGGCAGCUGGAGCGGGAUACCAAUGGCUCGAUGAGUUUUCAGCAUUUCAAGCAGAGAAACUGAUUGAGUUGAAGAAGGAUGACGAGCUUCCCGGGGAUCCUGUCAUGGUUUUUGACGUUUGCAAGGUCGUAUACUUCCUUCUGACACAGGUCCAACUGCCAUGCACGACCAUUCAAAAUGGAUUUCUGAGCUAUAAGAAGGGCAAAGCUAGUUCUUGGGUUCGGUACUCAGGCGCCAUGCCACAGCGAGUAACCACAUUGGCAGUGAAAAAGGCACUGGAGAAGGCAGCAAAACUACACAUCUGCCCCCACCGGUUUUGGAAUUUGGCCUACAGCGCUGACCUGGGUCGAGAUGAUUUGCCCUCUUUGAUGGAGCUUGCAGAGGAGUCGCCUUCCCCAGAAUCUUUCGCUCACGAGGGUCACAGCGGUUGCUCUGCGGAAUUCUGCCUUUUUUCGGAUGUCAACAGUACCCUCAAGAAGCAAUUGCAUAAGUGUGCAAGUGAAGACUGCCGCCAAGUCUUUUUCCCACCCGAAGAGCUCAACGACGCAGUCCACCAAGGCCGAACAACAGCCUGGCCAACAGCAGAUGUCGACUUGGACCACGUAACUUUGUCUCCUCCACCGAAAGAUAUCAUGGCUAUCUCUCAUGUUUGGUCGGACGGCACUGGCGUUGGCGUCGGCCGUUCUGGAGAAGUCAACAACUGCCUGUUCAUGUACUUCAAGAAGAUUGCAGACGAACUGGAUUGUGACGGCAUUUGGUGGGAUGCCAUUUGCAUUCCUUCGGAGAAACAAGCGAGACGGAAAGCUAUAAGCAAGAUGCAAGAGAACUACACCCACGCCAAACAUACCGUCGUCCACGACGAGUAUCUUCUGCAGUUUGACUGGGCUAAUGAUGGUAGUCCUGCUCUGGCACUCGUCCUUUCACCAUGGUUCAGCCGUGGCUGGACGGCCUUGGAACUCUCGGUAUCCACGUCUGUCAAAGUCAUAUAUCGAGAUCCAAAUGACCACUCCAGACAGGUCAUCAAAGAUCUAGAUGAAGACAUUCUUGCAAAGAUGCCUUUGGUGAAAGUUGGCCAUGAAGUUGCAUCGACAGUACUGCAACGAUUACGGAAGAAUGAGCCAAGCAUUUCGGACAUCCUGAUGAUUCUAAGGACACGCUCGACAACUUGGGGACGCGACCGCAUCGCCAUUGCCUCGAUGCUGGCUCGAGCGGAAGACUACGAUUACGAAGAUUCACCGGCGACUGCAACGGUCAAGAUACUGCGCUUGUAUCUUGAGGUGCCGCUCAGCUUUCUGCUCCAUGGGCACGACACGGUUUCGGCCGGCGGCGGAUUUUCCUGGUGCCCUUCAAACCUUCUGGACAGCGCUCCCGCCAACAUCUACGAUCAAGUGAGCUUCAAAUCGUCGGGUGUGGCUGCUUUGAUUGACGAUUCCGGGGCUGCCAUCGCUGAAUGGCGAUACCGCACUCUGACGCCGGCAGACAAGGCGGCUUUGCGACCCUUUGCGUUGCAUGUUUCGGUCGAGUUUCGCAUCAGACAGACGCUGGAGGAAAACUGGCAGCACUGCCUCCUUCUUCAGAGCGAAUCUGCGGGACUCGACCGACUGCCGAUGUUGCUCGUUGCCGCCACAGGCAUCAGCUGGCCAGACGAGAGUCAUGCCUUCUGGGGCGUAUCACUACCAUUUGUAGACAGUCACUACGUGGGGUGCGUGUUUGACGAUUCCGCUAAGAAAGACAAUUACCGGCUAAGCGUAGGUGUGCGUAUCGGCUCUGCUGCAGGUAGGCCGACGAUCCCGGCUGAAGAGGCUUUGGGUAGAGUCAGCACGUGGCAGCGGGGACGCAUCUUACGUGAAGCAUCUCUCGCAUUCCGACAAAUCUACCAAAAUCGAAACAAGAACCAGGCGGACAAGCGCAGGGGAAAAAGGUUUGAUGCUAACAUUGUGCGAAGUUACGGGGGAAUGGGCACGCUUGGGGAUCGGGAAGAACUUGAUGAAACGCAUAUGGCGAAGCAGCUUGCUCGUAGUCACGCAGGUGACGCCAUGGGGUGGGCAGAACUGACUGGGCUUACGGGAACCGUGAAUGGAAGCCGUCAGCAUGUAGAGUAUGGAGAGCACGGAGAGUAUGAAGGGUAUGAAGGGUAUGGAGGAUAUGGAGGAUAUGGAGGAUAUGGAGGAUAUGGAGGGUAUGGAGAGUAUGGAGGCUGUGGGGAAUAUGGAGGAUAUGGAGAGUAUGGAGGGUUCAUUCCCUGA